Messenger RNA from Puntigrus tetrazona (Sumatra barb), 2847 nucleotides. Its product is annotated as ectonucleotide pyrophosphatase/phosphodiesterase family member 7-like. The transcript is spliced from 7 exons. Lineage: Eukaryota; Metazoa; Chordata; Actinopteri; Cypriniformes; Cyprinidae. The record is from RefSeq and is a predicted model, not a curated record. The coding region runs from base 1 to 1599 and encodes 532 amino acids.
AUGACUGUGUGCAGAAAGGGUUGGCAAAAAAAAAAGACAGACAAACAAAAGGCACAGACAAAAUCUGAAUCUGUUAGACCAGGAACAACCAUCAGAGCAGCCAGAGAAAAGCAAGAUAGUUACAUCAACAGUAGUAGUGGAAUACCUGUCAUGUUACUGUGUGUUUUGCUGCUUAUAUUCCCUGCGACUCUUUCUGCUCCAGUCAGAGAUCGCUGCACAACGGGCAAAAACAAGCUACUACUAAUCAGCUUUGAUGGGUUCAGGUGGGACUACGACCGAGAUGUGGACACCCCAAACCUGGACAAAAUGAACGAGGAAGGAGUCAAGGCAGCAUAUGUCACUCCACCUUUCCUGACUAUCACUAGUCCUACACACUUCACCCUGUUAUCUGGAAGGUACAUUGAGAAUCAUGGUGUCAUUCAUAACAAUUGGUUCAAUACAACCACGCAAGAGAAGAAACAAUACUAUAUGACGCAGUUUGUGGAUGAAUACUGGGAUAAUGGCAGUCUACCCAUUUGGAUCACCGCUCAAAGACAGGGUAAAAAAACAGGAUCCUUACACUUUCCUGGCACUGCGGCCACUUACCAGAAUGAAACAAUCCAAGUAAAGGAGGUGGAACCGAGGCUUUAUGACCACACUGAUGAGACGGCAUGGAGGGAGAAAGUGGACAAGGUCAUGAAGGAAUGGUUUAAAGAUCAAGACUUAGAUUUUGUCACUUUGUAUUUUGGCGACCCAGAUGAAACUGGCCACAAGUACGGUCCCGACUCUCCUGAGCGGCGCGAGGCGGUCAAGAAAGUGGACCGAACUGUAGGCUACAUACGAGAAACUGCUGAGAAACACGGACUCAGUCAACAUCUGAAUAUUAUCAUCACAGCUGACCAUGGAAUGAGCACCGUGUUCAAAGGAGAGGAUGUCAAAGAAAUAAUACUCACUGACAUCCCUGGAUUCUCUUUAAAAGAUCUGAAAUUCCACAUGGUGGACUAUGGACCUGCUGGGCUGCUCUUGCCCAAAGAAGGGAUGCUUGACAAGGUUUAUGAAGCCUUGAAAGGAGGGCAUCCAAACCUUCAUGUUUACAAGAAAGAAGACAUGCCUGCUCGACUGCAUUACUCCAAACAUCCGCGCAUCCUACCCAUCAUUCUCUUCGCAGACCCAGGAUAUGUCAUCAAUGGGUUCUACGUAUUCCAGACAAAUAAAGGAGAGCACGGUUAUGACAAUGAAGUCAUGGACAUGAAGCCUUUCUUCAGGGCAGUGGGACCAGACUUCCACAGAAACUUGUUGGUUGGACCAUUUGAGACUGUUAAUGUUUACUCUCUAUUGUGCCACUUACUGGGGAUAAAGCCAGAAAUCAACGACGGGUCACUGGAUAACACCCGACACAUGCUGAUAUCUGGUGGAGAGUCAUGUGAUUCUGGAGGUGUUCAUGACUCGAGUCUUCAGAACGUGUUCACCGGUCUUGCUGCUGUUGCUGGAUUUUUAGCGCUUGUGUUUGUGGUUCUUACAUCCUACUACGGAUAUAAAAGAUGUAAAAUUACUACAAGAGCAAAAGAUGUAGGAGAUGAUAAGGAGAUGAAAGCCGACUCCAAGCAAACAUCGUUCUAAGAUGAACAACUGAUUUUUUACUUAAAAGGUUAAAGACAUAUUUUGAACUGCUGAAUGUCUAUAACUUUUAAGAAAGUUUGUAAUAUUGUUUAGACCUUUAACAUCAUAAAAAGGUGGUGGAUCAUUAUUUAUACUAAUAGAUAUCUUUAUCUCCAAUGGAAGAGCGUAAGAUAAGUCUCUUGUCUUAUGAUGUGGGAGAGUGCAUCAUAAAAUGCAUUAUGAAAUGAAAUGUGUUUUAGAUUCAUGAAUGUGUAUCAUAUGAAUAAGGCCAUAUUAGCAUCAGCGCUUCAGUUCUAAAAAAAAAAAACAGGGUCAAGAUCAUGAAAUGAAAUUAUCAUUAUCAAUAAUGCAAGUUGAUGGAAAGCAUUCAUUUGUGUGUGUGUGUGUGUGUGUGUGUGUGUGUGUGUGUGUGUAUGUGUGUGUAAUAGCACUAAAUAUAAGCAGGAUUGUGGCUAAAAGAUCUGUCCAAUAUUUUUGUUUCUUAUAUAAUUAUGGGAGACUCCUGUAUUCUCUUUUUUUAUCUUGAUCUGAACAAUAAUGCAAGCCGGUGAAAUAUACUCAUGCAUCAUUGAUGAGCAAAUUAUAGAGAAGUGAAAAGCCUCAAACAGAAGAAAACACCAUGGAGUGGCCCAGUCAAAGCCCUGACCUUAACUAUGAUUGAAAUGCUUCACAAUGACCUCAAAAGACCAAUUCACACCAUAGAUUUAUAAAGAACAAUAUAGUACAAAAUUGCUCCUGGCUCUUGUGUCUGAACCACAAUUAGAGCAUCGUGCCAAAUUAGAUUAGGAAAAUGAAUCUACCACUCAAAUGCAUUACCAUAGUCAUAACACAGACAUUCCUUUGGGCCACAAAUUAACAAUUUUAAAUGUGCAUCAUUUCAAAAUCAAGCAAACCGAAGAAUGUGCAUAAAUAUUGUGUGGUUGCAAACAAUGGAAAUACCUUUUGUCAGCAACGACCAUUUAUAAGUUAACAUGGUGCUAAAGGAAUAGACUUCAUGCCAAAAAGACCAGCAGGAGUGUCCAAGUUUUGUGUUCAGCUGGUGAAGAUGAUUCCCAAGUUGGUUAAGAAAAAAAAUUUGUCAACAUCUCAAGGGCCAACAAGGGCCACAGAACUGUUCACACUUACAAAGUUUUUGCAAAGAAACAGUCUCCAGCACACCUUUUGAAGCACUGUUUGAUUGAUAAAAUCCAAAUGCUUUUUGCCAUUUCAGUCGCACAAGUGUAAAUAAAUAACUCAUUAGGCAAUGUA